Molecule: messenger RNA, 1872 nt
Organism: Zygotorulaspora mrakii
Lineage: Eukaryota; Fungi; Ascomycota; Saccharomycetes; Saccharomycetales; Saccharomycetaceae
Gene: AIM9
Product: Aim9p
Exons: 1
Coding region: 1-1872 (623 amino acids)
Cellular component (GO): mitochondrion
Source: RefSeq, a predicted model, not a curated record
AUGCUCAGAUCAACUAAUUUAGGGUGCUUGAAGAGCCCAAAGUCUUACAGAGCUGUCCUCAAGGUUACUGUAGGUCCCGUAAAGCACCUCACUCCUGCUAGAAAAAUAAGUGGGAAUCCAACAGAAAGCUUCACCAGGUUGUCAGACGAGAAUGAUCCUCAAAGAGAUGCCUUUUUCAAAUAUUCAUGGGGUUCAUGGUUAACUAAUGAUAAGCAAGAAAAAGAGAAAAGAAUAACGAAAUUCUCUAUUGAGGGUUUGACAGAUGUGUUAAAUGACCUUCAUUCGCAAGCCAAGGAAUUAGCUAAAACGGCACAAAAGCAUCAAGUACUGCCACCUUCAUAUAACAGAAAUUUGACAGUUUCGUUGCCCCAUAAUUCUACAUUGGAACAUUUAGGUACAGUGAAUCCUAAUGAACGAGUCAAGAUCGUUAGUAUGGCAAGUAUUCACGAAGGAAAACAUCAUAGAAUUUAUAAAGUUGAUACCAACCUCGACAAAUCGUUUGUUCUGAGAAUACCGUAUUCAUUAGACAAUGAAAACUCAAUUUCUUACAGACUGAAGAGUGAAGUUGCUACAAUGGAUUUUGCCGAUUUGAAAUUGGGCAUCAAAGUUCCAAAAAUCUUUUGUUAUGGUGUCAACAAAUUGAACCCCGUAAGACAGCCCUUUAUGCUACAGGAGUACAUCGAUGGUGAUUUAUUGAUGAGAGAGUGGAGUCCUUUGGUCGAAAACGACACUAAUGGUAAACCGCAUGAAUCUUUACAAAAAGUCCUCGGUCAUUUAUCUGACUUUCAAAGCAAGUUAGCUUCUUUGGAAUUAAAUAAUUUUGGCUCCCUAUAUUUUGCUAAAGACAAUGAAAAGUCAACAGAUGCACCAUAUGAGGGAGAAACUAACCCUGAUUUGCAAGGAAGAUGGUCCAUUGGACCAACAACCGAAAGGUGUUUUUGGAGAAGGAAAUCCGCUUUGAAAUUUGAUGAAUUGCUGAAAUUUUUAGGUCCUUGGAGCAUUUCGUCUCCGUUGGAUAUUGUCAAAAAUAUCGGAUUAGUAGAGGCGGAGAAUGCAAAGGCAAGACUCGCGUUGAAACAAGCAGGUUCAUCUCCGGAAGCUGUCAAGGAAGAUUUGUUAAAAGAACAGACCACUUCUUUUGAAAACCUGGCUAAGCUUUCUCCUCAUAUGUUCGACAUUAACACGACUACUAUACCAAAUAUGAAAGAGCUCUUGAAGCCAAGAUUGAGACAUCCAGACAUUGAUCCUAUGAACGUCAUUAUAUCUAAAAACGAUGAUAAAACUCCAUACUUAUUGGACUUUGAAGGCACUUCCAUCAAGCCUUUCAUUCUGCAAAACUCUCCCCAAUUUGUGGCAUAUGACGGGCCAAAAGUGUAUAAUGUAAAGGAGGACGUCCCAGAUUAUGAAAAACUUUCUGAUGCCGACAAGGCACAAUACGAUUUCAUGUACAAACGUACACGUAAUCAACAUUUAUGGGAGGCGGCACUCAAUGAAAGAUUACCAAAACUGAUUUCAGCUGUCGCACCCCCUGUCAAGUUGUUGAGAAGCCCGUACAUUUCCUCAAUUGAAAGAAAAACAGAUGAAGAGUACUUACUGAUUGAUGAAGCGCUUCUUCAACUCAAAGAAGUUUGGGAUAUAUUCGCAAAAAAUGGCCUUGUCAAGAGUGCUAAAUUCCCUUUGGAAAUUUCCGAAGAACAAAUUGAGAAACAUACGAAGGAUUUGAAUGCAUUCCAUGAGAGAUUGAUCUCUACUCCAUUUGCAGCUACACGUGGUUGGGUUCCACAGGACAUGUUUGACAAUCUGGUAAAAGCAGGACUUCUCAUCAAGGACAAAAAUGGUGAUCACAUUAUCAGUACUGACAAGGCUACUUAA